Molecule: messenger RNA, 1210 nt
Organism: Sorghum bicolor (sorghum)
Lineage: Eukaryota; Viridiplantae; Streptophyta; Magnoliopsida; Poales; Poaceae
Exons: 1
Coding region: 292-939 (215 amino acids)
Source: RefSeq, a predicted model, not a curated record
GGGCACCAACACAAUCACCACCGCCGUCACCGUCCCCCCCGCACACUUCCAUCGCACGCGUUCCCGCAAGCAAAGCCCAGGCAGGCAGGCAGGCAGGCGAGAGCACCAUCCGCCAUCCGCUCGCAACCGCCCUCUCCCUCGUUGGCCCCCCCGACGACACACACACUCCACCUAUAUAAAAAAUCGCCCACCGUAACGCAGCCAAACCCAAACGCACGCAAUCUCGCAGCAAACCGCCGGGGGCACCCCCGUCUCCCUCACACACACACACUCCCCUCGUCCUCGAGCUCCAUGGGCAACUUCGCGUCGUGCACCAUGGCGGGGGCGGCCGGGGCCGGCGGGAGGGCCAGCAGCGGCGCGAGGGUCGUGCUCCCGGACGGGCGGGUGCGGCAGGUGACACUCCCGGCCACGGCGGCCGAGCUGAUGCUGGACGCGCCGGGCCACUUCCUGGCGGACGCGCGGGCGCUGCGGGCGGGGCGGAGGAUCGAGGCGCUCGGGGCGGACGAGGCGCUCGUCCGCGGCGCGCUCUACGCCGCGCUCCCCAUGAAGCGCCUGGGCGCCCCCGUGGCGACCGCCGACGUGGCGCGCCUGGCCGCCGCGGUGGUCGCCAGCGGGGAGAAGCAGGCGCGGGCGGGGAGGAGCCGGAGGAGGAUGAUGAGGACCGCGUCGUGUCCCGCCGCCACCGCCAAGGUCGCCGCCGUCGUCGCGCCGCCCGAGCUGCUCGAGGCCGCCGCCGCCGGGUCCCUUGGGCUCCAGGAGAUGGACGCGGCGGCGCCCAAGCCGAGGGCGCCGAAGCUGGAGGAGAUGGCCGUCGACGACGCGGCGGCCGCGGCGGAGAUCGAGGAGCUCAAGCAGCGGAUCAGCGGCGGCGGGCGGCGGUCCAGGCGGCCCACGCUGGAGACCAUCCAGGAGGAGAGCUACGUGCCAGCGAGAUGCUGACGGUGCCAGUCAAUAAUGGCCAAGGCCAGCCAAACAGAGAGAUGGCAAAGGCUGUUUCUCUCAUAGCCUCAUAGUUUCGUAGGUGUUUUUUUUUCCUCGUUCUCUAUAACUCUAUUCAUGACCUUGUGUAAAAUAGCAGUACUCCCUUUUUUUUGGUGCUGUCUCUUUUUCCAUUUAUUUUGGAGAGAGGAAAUGGGUUGGAUGAUGGAUCAAUAGAAUUUUGAGAAGCGAUAUAUAAAUAGAAACGAAGGGAAUUUCACAGUUUCAGUUA